Molecule: messenger RNA, 1674 nt
Organism: Eupeodes corollae
Lineage: Eukaryota; Metazoa; Arthropoda; Insecta; Diptera; Syrphidae
Product: gustatory receptor for bitter taste 93a-like
Exons: 3
Coding region: 100-1674 (524 amino acids)
Biological process (GO): sensory perception of taste
Cellular component (GO): membrane
Source: RefSeq, a predicted model, not a curated record
CACGUUUUGGUGAUAAUUAUUUUAGAACAAACUUCACUUGUAGGUUUUUCUAUCCUGUUCAUUUUGUUUCAAGCUCUUGAAGUGAGAGCAUUUAUCGUCAUGGUCAACAAAACUAUUGAUAUAUUCAAUCAGAUAUCGAGGAUAUCGAAGGAUUUAACUAUUUAUGAGCACGAAUUGUAUCUUAUGGUGCUGGGAAGGCUUGCGUGUAAUAUUUCAAUAGUAAUAGCCGACGCUCCAACAUUUGCCGAAGCGGUUGAGGAACACGAUGGAGUCUUUAUUAUGCAGAGCAUUUUAAGAUACGUCUUGUGGUUUGGAACAGUCAUUGUGGUGGACAUUUUGUGUUUGGGAUAUAUCACUGCUGCCGGAAUGUACAGGAAUAUCGGGGAUCAUAUGAUCUUGUUUGCCAAGCGUAUAGAGAAGUCCGAAACUUGUUCGAUGACAACAUUUCGGCGGAUGCAAAUGCUUUGUGAUUUCUCGGAGGAGCUCGAUAAGUGUUCUGCGAUAUAUUCUCAAGUGUUUACGGUCACUCAGGGAUUCCAUAAAUUAUUCCAGUUUUAUAUAUUUUUCACACUUUACAUGGAACUUUUGAUUGUUAUUUCAAAUAUGCAUCGAGUGUUUUUGGCAUAUAUGGCGGAUAACGUUAUAAACUGGAGUAAAUUGGCAGUGAGUUUAAUUCAAGCCAUCGACUUUCUAUUGCUGAUGCUUUUGGCGGAUUUGGUAUCGCGUCGUUCGAGAAUACCAAAAUACCUUAAUUUAGAUGUUUUGUGUUCAGAUAUCGAAAGCAGAUGGGACAGAAGUUUCUUAGAGACUGCCAACAAAACUAUUGAGAUACUGAUUCGUAUAACGGUUAUUACCAAGGAUCUGAGAAUAUGUGGCCCGGAAUUGUAUUUAAUAAUUCCGAUACGAGUUUUGAGCAGCUUCUUGUUGAUCGUAACUGACAUUCCCAACUUCAGAGAUGUUUUCCAAUCAAAGGAUCCAGUGUUUGUGGUGCAGAAUAUUUUGGGCUACAUGCUUGCUCAAGUGACUUAUAGUUCACUAGAUGUCGUUUGUUUGGUGUUCGUAAUUAAUUCAAGGAUGUAUCGCAUUAUAGGCAAUCAUAUGGUGAGAAUUGCGGAACGAAUUAAAAUAUCGGAGAAAUUCGCAAUACCAAAAAGUCAAAGAAAGCUUAUGUAUGACGAAUAUUGUGCACAAUUGGAGGAAUGUUCAGAAAUGCAUUCGGAAAUUUUUAAAAUAGUUUUGAAAUUCCAUUCAAUGUUGCAGCUCAUAAUCUUCCUGAAUUUCAAUUUCACCAUUAUCAGUGUUAUUAAUGGAGUUCAUGUUUGUUUUGUAAAUUAUUUGAAGUUCGGAGAAAUUUUGUGGUUUUUAUUGGCUCAGACAUCGAUUCUUUUUGUAAAUUUACUACUUGUAAUCUUUUGUGCUGACCUGAUGGUGCAGAGGUCAAAAAUACCUACAAAUUUUGAUUGGGAAAGUUUAAGCCCGCAAUUGUGUGGACGAUGGGAUCGAUGCGUUUAUCAAUUCUUGGCACAAAUGCGUUUGGAGGACUUGCAAAUCAGUGUAUUUGGAUUAUUUUCAUUGAAUCGUGAACUUUGUUUAAGAGUCUUUUCAAUGAUAGUUGGAUAUUUAACCAUUGUGAUACAAUUCAGCAUGAUGGGAUACUUUGGGGAAGAAUCGUAG